Colletotrichum scovillei is the source of this 1924-nucleotide messenger RNA. Its product is annotated as KH domain-containing protein. Bases 156 to 1682 code for a protein of 508 amino acids. The record is from RefSeq and is a predicted model, not a curated record. Lineage: Eukaryota; Fungi; Ascomycota; Sordariomycetes; Glomerellales; Glomerellaceae. Gene Ontology annotation, molecular function: RNA binding. The transcript is spliced from 8 exons. Gene Ontology annotation, cellular component: nucleus.
CAAAGAGCUUCAUACCUCGUAAAUUUUACUAUCCCAAUCUUUUACUUCCCACAUAUCGAUCGCCAGGCGCUUGCGCAUUACCCAAACGCACGCCGAACGCGAAAAUCGACAACGAGCGACUAUAGUUUCAACAUCAUUGCAUCACAGACGUCGCAAUGGACGACACCGAGCGACGCUCCGCCAAGCGCUCGCGAUUCGACCAAACCGAGCCCGAGCCUCGCAAGGCUUCGAGAUUCGACCGCCGCUCUAGAUCGCCGCCUGGAAGACGUUCAGAGUCGGCAAGAGAGCGUAGCCCUCUGCCCAAUGACCAGGCGACAGAACCGAAGAAGUCGCCAGUAGAUGCCGCUGCUGCGGCCGCUGCCGCGGCCGCGCGAAUCAACGCGCAACUCCAAGCGAAAAAGGGCAUUCAGCAUGUCGACGUUCCCCCGAUCAAGACCGCCACUUCUCCUACAGGUGGUGCCCAAUCGCCCGACCCGGCCAACACGAUCAAUGGAGAGAUGUACAUCGCCGACGGCGACUUCAUCAAAGACAUUGAAGUCAACGACCUUCGUAACAGAUAUCUCUUGACCAAGGGGUCGACUCAGAAGAUGAUCAAAGAAGAAACUGGUGCUGAUGUUACUACCCGAGGAAACUACUAUCCCGACAAGAGCAUGGCGACUGCGGCGAAUCCGCCUUUGUACUUGCAUGUCACAAGUACAUCCAAGACUGGACUUGAGCAGGCCGUGGCAAAGAUUGAGGAACUCAUGAAACAGGAACUUCCCGCGCUGGUAGAUGAACGUCGUUUCCGUCGACGCGACCAGGAGCAGGUUGAGAGGGACGAAUAUGGCCGACGCAAAUGGCCCGAGGAGAAGAUCCCUAUCGGUUUGGAGUCCGUCCCCGGAUUCAACCUCCGCGCUCAAGUUGUUGGCCACGGCGGUGCCUACGUCAAGCACAUCCAGCAGGAGACUCAGUGUCGUGUCCAGAUCAAAGGACGUGGUUCCGGGUAUCUGGAGGCAGCCACCAAUCGCGAGAGUGAUGAGGACAUGUAUCUUCAUGUCGCCGGACCUGACCCUAAGAUGGUUGAGAAGGCCAAGGAGCUUUGCGAGGAUCUGAUUGCAAAUGUCAAAGAGCAGUACGAAGAGUUCAAGAGCAGACCUCCUCGUAGUUAUGGUGACCGUGGGGGCUAUGGCGACCGCUCGCGGGGGCACGAUGGCGGCCAUGGCGGAUAUGGAGGCCACGGUCACGGUGGUGAUCGCAGCGAUCGCGGCGGCUAUAACUCCGGAUACGGAGGCCACGGCGGCCAUGGUGGCCACGGUGGUCACGGCGGCGGCGGCGGCUAUGGCGGCCACAACUCUGGGCAAUCAGCAAGCCCUGCUCCUGCCGGCGGUUCUAACAGCCCUGCCGCUGGAGCCGACUACGCCGCUCAGUACGCACAGUACUACGGCAGUCAGGAUCCUUACGCUGCCUAUGGCGGAUAUGCCGCUUACGUUCAAAUGUACCAGCAGUACUAUGCUGCCGCGCAAGCACAGCAGCAAGGCUCGCCCGCGCCUCCGGGAGCAGCGGCAUCCCCUCCACCCCCGCCUCCCAGCGAGGCUGCUCCUCCUCCACCUCCUCCGAGCUCUGCUCCCCCUCCCCCUCCCUCAGGCGCGCCUCCAGGCACCGGAGGAGGUUACGGUGCCGUACCGCCCCCUCCCGGCCUUUAGAGAGAGAGUCAGGAAAGAGGCAAGGGUCUCAGGUGUUAAUGACAGUCGAAAUUGCAAAGCCACGAAGUGAUGGGAAGAAUCAUCAGAGGCGCAUCACUGUAGUAUGUGAGCGGCUUUGUGCAGGAGAUGGUCACUUGGACGUUAAAGGAGGCACAGGUGAAGUUGUAUAUGACUCAACAGACAUAGUAAUAUUACCACAAAACAACACACAUGACGUAUAUGUACAUUUAGUCCUACCAGGG